This is a messenger RNA of Penicillium digitatum Pd1, 120 nucleotides long. Lineage: Eukaryota; Fungi; Ascomycota; Eurotiomycetes; Eurotiales; Aspergillaceae. The record is from RefSeq and is a predicted model, not a curated record.
AUGUCCUUUGAGAGAUCAUUUUUUGAAACAAGUUUCCCCUUCUUGGCGUCCGAGCAAGAAGGAAGUCGCCGCAAUACAUCAAGCAUAGGCGCUGAAGAAGAUGCAAAAUGCGCCAUCUGA